This is a messenger RNA of Mercenaria mercenaria, 601 nucleotides long. RefSeq lists its product as uncharacterized. Gene Ontology annotation, molecular function: calcium ion binding. The record is from RefSeq and is a predicted model, not a curated record. Bases 86 to 547 code for a protein of 153 amino acids. The transcript has 6 exons. Lineage: Eukaryota; Metazoa; Mollusca; Bivalvia; Venerida; Veneridae.
UGCGCAGUAGAGUCGAAAUUUUGUUAUCUUAAGUCAGCCGGGAAAGGAUUUGUUCAUAACGUGUGGAGAUACAGCUUGCACAGCAAUGCAAUCCUUUGGGGUGAAGUUUACAGUCAUAUUUAUUGCAUUGAUCAGCAUAGCAUAUGGACUCAACCAUGCAUGCUGGAGCGUGGACAGGAUAGCAGAUGAGAUCAUCAAACGCGCGGACACGGAUGCCGACGGUAUAAUUACUUUCUAUGAAUUCCAAGUGGAACUCAUGCAUGACUGGGAUUUGUCCAACGGGUCUUGCUUGCCCUACCAUGAGUUUACCAGAAACUGGAUUGAAAAGUUUCAUGAUCAUCACGACACAGCGCAUGCGUUCUACAAUUCACUGGUCAUUUCUGGCGCCGACCAUUUGUGUAUUUUGGAUGUGGCUAGUCACGUAUCGCAGUACGAUACGAACCCAAAAGACGGUCAGAUAGAACCUGCAGAGCUCCGUUCAUUCAUGCAUGAUGUGCAUCCCGACUCUCACCAGAACGGUGGUCACGGUCAUGGACAUGGAUGCUAAAUAUACUACAUGUGUUAUGUAAAAUCAAUAGAAUAAAGCGUUUUUAUCAUCUCA